Lycium barbarum (goji berry) is the source of this 1869-nucleotide messenger RNA. Its product is annotated as adenosylhomocysteinase. The transcript is spliced from 3 exons. NCBI's taxonomy places the organism in Eukaryota, Viridiplantae, Streptophyta, Magnoliopsida, Solanales, Solanaceae. Gene Ontology annotation, biological process: L-methionine cycle. The record is from RefSeq and is a predicted model, not a curated record. Bases 103 to 1560 code for a protein of 485 amino acids. Gene Ontology annotation, cellular component: cytosol. Gene Ontology annotation, molecular function: adenosylhomocysteinase activity.
UUCCUCUGUGCCACUCUUCUUCUUUCAAGAAACCCAAAGAAGAGAGUAAAAACUUAGUUUUCUCUCAAAUUCUUCAUUUUUUUCACUAUACUCGCUUUACCAAUGGCUUUACUUGUCGAGAAGACAACCUCAGGCCGCGAGUACAAGGUUAAAGACAUGUCUCAAGCUGAUUUUGGACGUCUCGAAAUCGAGUUAGCUGAAGUAGAAAUGCCAGGUUUAAUGGCAUGUAGAACUGAAUUUGGACCAAUGCAACCAUUUAAAGGUGCUAAGAUUACUGGGAGUUUACAUAUGACUAUACAAACUGCUGUUUUAAUUGAAACAUUAACUGCAUUGGGUGCUGAAGUUAGAUGGUGUUCUUGUAAUAUAUUUUCAACACAAGAUCAUGCUGCUGCUGCUAUUGCACGUGAUAGUGCUGCUGUUUUUGCAUGGAAGGGUGAGACUUUGCAGGAAUACUGGUGGUGUACUGAGAGGGCACUUGAUUGGGGUCCAGGUGGUGGGCCCGACCUGAUCGUCGAUGAUGGUGGCGAUGCUACGCUUUUGAUUCAUGAAGGUGUAAAAGCUGAAGAGGAAUAUGCUAAGUCUGGGAAGUUGCCUGAUCCUAGUUCGACCGAUAAUGCUGAGUUUCAGCUUGUGCUUACUAUUAUUAGGGACGGGUUGAAAACUGAUCCUUUAAAGUAUACAAAGAUGAAGGAGAGACUUGUUGGUGUUUCGGAAGAGACUACUACUGGUGUUAAGAGAUUAUAUCAAAUGCAGGCUAAUGGAACUUUGCUUUUCCCUGCUAUUAAUGUCAAUGACUCUGUCACCAAGAGCAAGUUUGACAACUUGUAUGGAUGCCGCCACUCACUGCCUGAUGGUCUCAUGAGGGCUACUGAUGUUAUGAUUGCCGGAAAGGUUGCCCUUGUUGCUGGUUAUGGAGAUGUCGGAAAGGGUUGUGCUGCUGCCUUGAAACAAGCAGGUGCCCGUGUGAUCGUAACUGAGAUUGACCCAAUCUGUGCUCUCCAGGCUACCAUGGAAGGCCUGCAAGUUCUUCCCCUCGAGGACGUCGUUUCCGACAUCGAUAUCUUUGUCACCACAACUGGUAACAAGGACAUCAUCAUGGUUGACCACAUGAGAAAAAUGAAGAACAACGCCAUUGUUUGCAACAUUGGCCACUUUGACAACGAAAUCGACAUGCUCGGUCUCGAGACUUUCCCUGGAGUGAAGAGAAUUACGAUCAAGCCCCAAACCGACAGGUGGGUUUUCCCCGACACCAACAGUGGCAUCAUUGUCUUGGCCGAGGGUCGUCUCAUGAACUUGGGAUGCGCCACUGGACACCCCAGUUUUGUCAUGUCGUGCUCGUUCACGAACCAAGUCAUUGCUCAGCUUGAGUUGUGGAAAGAGAAGGCGAGUGGAAAGUAUGAGAAGAAGGUGUACGUCUUGCCAAAGCACCUCGACGAGAAGGUGGCUGCCCUUCAUCUAGGAAAGCUCGGAGCUAAGCUUACUAAGCUCUCCAAGGACCAAGCUGAUUACAUUAGUGUACCGGUUGAGGGUCCUUACAAGCCUGCUCACUACAGGUACUGAGGAAAGACAAAACGAGACUGGAAAACACAAACACAAUCUUAUGGCAUGGUGUCUUCUCUUUUUAAUACUUUGAUUCUGUUCUGUUGGGGUUAUUUUGGUGGGGUUUUGGAAUAUUUGCUGGAAAUGAAAUGGUCUUAUUUGAAGGAAGACCAAAAUGUGUUGAUAAAUGUUUGAAUAUGGAGGUGGUGUAAUAUGAUGUUAUAGCUACUGGAUUCCAUUUUGUUUUGUUUUAUGACUUUCUUUGAAGAUAUUGAUGUACCACUUGCCAUAUUCAGUGAAUUGCAGUUUUUAUCCAUACAAAUUUUAGUA